UUUCUACUCGGACUCAUACAAUUACGCACCGAAUGCGUGUUGUGUUCUCCAGAGCUUUCCAUGCUGGUUGUAUAUGUGAAAUAAGUCUGAUCAGCAUCAACUGAAGCGAUUUUUCUUUUUUUUUUCUUUUUAAGUGAAGUGUGUGUCUAGCGGUUGUUGUCGAAGGGGGGGAGAAUAAAAAAACAGAACCUGUUCUGGUGGUGACUAAGGACCCAACAUGAAGAUCAAACGGCAGAAACAAGCGAAGAAAACAAUCAGCUUCUAUAAAUACAAUUUCAGCUUCAGAGAACCUUUUCAAAUCCUUAUUGACGGAACUUUCUGCCAGGCGGCGCUGAAGAACAAGAUCCAGAUCAAGGAACAGAUGCCCAAAUAUCUGAUGGGAGAAGUCCAGCUCUGCACUACAAAUUGUGCUUUGAAGGAGCUUGAGACUAUCGGGAAGCAGCUCUAUGGAGCUAAAAUCAUCCUGCAGAGGUUUCAGGUUAGGAAAUGUGCACAUUUUAAAAACCCAAUCCCAGCCUCUGAGUGCCUGCUGUCAAUGCUGGAGGAGACUAAUCCACACCACUACUUUGUUGCCACACAGGACCGUACAGUAACUGAAGGACUUAAAAAAAUCCCAGGCGUCCCUUUGCUGUACAUCGUUCUUAACACCAUUGUGCUGGACAAGCCCAGCCAGAAGUCCCUCGAUUACGUCCAGGCCGUUCAGCUGGGGGAGCUGGUGACCCCCACCCAGCAGGACAGCAUCCGUAGCCUAAAGGAGAAGGAAGGCAUUAGCCUCAAAGAUGGAGAGAGGCGGGGUAAAAAGAGGAAGAGGAAAAGCAACAAUCCAAACCCUCUGAGCUGCCUGAAGAAGAAAAAGAAAGGACAACCGACACCGCAGAAGAAAACAGAACCAGGGGAGAAGAGGAAAAGAAGUCGACACAAGAGAAGAAAAGCAGCUGCAGGGGACAACAUGGCUGCUCCUGCAGUUUCAAAUACUCAGUUGGACAAAUAAUUAUGUCGUUUCCAGAACAAGUGAUAUUUUUAACUCUUUGCCUCCAAGGAACCAGACUUUCUUAUUCCAUUUUAAAAUGGUUUAUAUUAAUAUGUCAUUAAUUCAAGAUCCCUUUAGGGCUGUUUAAUAUCAGGAAGAAAUUGCAUUUACCUCAUUUUGCUAUGACAAUUCCAAUUUCAAUAAACUUUUAGGGUUUCCUGACUGAUCUUUUUCCUCAUCAUGCCACCACCUCUCUAGCAUCUUGGCCACUAAAAAUGUGGGCACUGAGGUUCAAACUCCAGGUUAAUAUAAAUUGUUGCCAUACAUUUGCAUGUUUGGAUUUGGACUAUAAUAUUCUUCCAAAUUUAACUUUAAAGCCGUCCUUU
Messenger RNA from Cyprinodon variegatus (sheepshead minnow), 1356 nucleotides. RefSeq names its product UTP23, small subunit processome component (gene utp23). Bases 218 to 991 code for a protein of 257 amino acids. Gene Ontology annotation, molecular function: small ribosomal subunit rRNA binding. Gene Ontology annotation, cellular component: small-subunit processome; nucleolus. The record is from RefSeq and is a predicted model, not a curated record. NCBI's taxonomy places the organism in Eukaryota, Metazoa, Chordata, Actinopteri, Cyprinodontiformes, Cyprinodontidae. The transcript has 3 exons.